CGAUAAGCAACAAAAUAAACAAACUUUGACAUCAGUGGCAUGUGGUUAGUUAGCUUCAUAACCAUCAACUAUCUUCUGACGAAUGAAACUUCACUUACGCGAAACUGAGCCAACAUGACUUCUGAUUCUAGUACGGAACCAAUUACAAAAUUUACAAACUGCAAAUUGUGUAUUAAUGGCAGGGAAGUGGAAGACGAUUUGUGGAUAAGAGGGGAAGAAAUAAUUGACAAGCAAACCGCUUUCUACGUCGACAAACAGGCCCCUUCCACAACUAUUGACUGCAAUGGACUCUACCUCACUCCAGGUCUAAUAGAUACUCAGGUGAAUGGAUCAAUAGGAAUAGACUUCAGCGACCUUUCGGAUCCCGAUUCUUAUUUGGACAGAUUAGCCAAAGUACGCGAGCACUUGCUUCAAUACGGCGUAACAUCAUUCUGUCCGUCUAUCAUUACGAGUGACCAGCACACCUAUGAACUCAUCGAUGAUCUUUUGCAAAGCAUUCCAGUAGGAGGAAUAGACGGGGUGGUCGGAUUCCAUUAUGAAGGACCUUUCUUGUCUGAGAAAUUCUCGGGUGCACACAGAAAACAAUUGCUCCGCACAGCUACGUCUAUCCAAAACUUUACUGAUAUGUACGGAUCAAUGAAGCACGUCAAAAUAAUCACAGUUGCACCUGAAGCCAUUUCAUCGACAUAUGAUGUCAUUCAACAAUUGAGGUCUAAGGGAGUUACAGUAAGCAUUGGCCAUACUGAUUGCACUUACAAAGAAGCGAUGGAAGCCCUAGAUCAAGGAGCUAAUUCAAUAACUCAUCUUUAUAGUUGCAUGAGACCCCUACACCAUCGGCAACCAGGGGUCAUUGGAACUAUUAGCUCCGAUCUGAAGCUUUACUACAGUCUCAUAACGGAUGGUGUGCAUGUUAGCAGUCCUGUUAUUAGAAGCUCAUACAAAACCAAUGCAAAUGGGUUGAUUUUGGUUACGGACGCAUCCAGCACCGCAGGAUACCCGCCCGGAGUUUAUCGCUCGAAUGGACAAAAUGUUGAGGUGAAGGAUGAUCGCGUGGUGAUUCAAGGCACAAAUACGCUGGCAGGGAGCAAUGCAACCCUCACGCACUGCUUGAAGGUUCUUGCAGCAUCAUCAAACUUGACAGUACCAGAAGCCGUCAAAUGUGUAACGGAGAAUGUAGCUGAUAUGAUUGAAGAGAAUUGUUUGGGACUAUUGCAAAAAGGGCGGACAGCGAAUUUGGUUUUGAUGUCUAACGAUUACAAACCUGUUUUAGUAUUCGUCAAAGGAAAAGUUGUUUAUAAAGCAUUAACAGAAGAAUGAAUAAUUAAUAAUUCUUUUCAAAGAGACGCCUCGCGCCACUUCCGAUACAACACAUACAUAGCAUGACAAGGGUGGGCAGUCAAAGAUCACAAUGUUCCUAUCAGCCGAAAGGGUCUAAGCGCAGAAAAAUAGACAAAAGUUUAUUUAUAAGGGCUAAUCGAUAAAAUACA
This is a messenger RNA of Symsagittifera roscoffensis, 1487 nucleotides long. Its product is annotated as N-acetylglucosamine-6-phosphate deacetylase-like. Bases 115 to 1317 code for a protein of 400 amino acids. Gene Ontology annotation, molecular function: N-acetylglucosamine-6-phosphate deacetylase activity. NCBI's taxonomy places the organism in Eukaryota, Metazoa, Xenacoelomorpha, Acoela, Convolutidae. Gene Ontology annotation, biological process: N-acetylglucosamine catabolic process. The record is from RefSeq and is a predicted model, not a curated record. The transcript has 5 exons.